AAUUCUUCAGUUGCUAUACUAUAUCUUCCAUUUUACUUUUUGGCUAUGUAAUGUAUAUUACAUGUUACACUUUGAUUUCUUAUCUUCUUUAUCACAUAUGGUGUUUUAUUUUAUUUUUUUCCAUUCUCUUCGAUAGUCUCUAAAAUAUGAAUGAAUAAAUUUAUUUCAAGAAUAUGCAUGUUAAAAAUUAGAAUUAAAAAUGAACCGUAACAAUUUUGUAAUAUAAUGACAUAACUUUGAACAUGAAUCGCCAUAAUUUCGUUUUAAUUGAUGUAAAAAGACUCAGAAUUAAACACCUUUAGCAAUGAAAAUUAGUCUCAUUAGUUGGUUAAAAUAGGACGAAAAGUUUAAAUAUUUUUUGGUAAACCAUAAAUUUCUUAGUUUUUGGUAUCCCUAGAUAUGACUGAAAUAGAAGAGAACAAGAAAAUUUCUAAAAUUUUAAGCUAUGAUGUCUAUUUUGAGAAAAUUCAAUCCAGGAAAAAGUUACCUAGAGUACUGCAGGAGACUUUAAUAGAUGCAUUCGCAAGGAUUCCAGUUUCUUCAUUCCCAAUAGUCACUAGAGGAAAAGUCAUUGAGAUUCUAGCAAACACAUCAGUUGCUGAUAUAGUAAAGAUACUUUAUGAAUGCAACAUCUUAUCAGCUUCUGUCAAAAACUCACAAGCAAGUGCUAGUUUAGAUUGGAGAGAUGGAUACCUAGGUAUCAUUGAUUACUCUGCCCUAAUUUUGUGGGUUUUGGAAGGUGCAGAACUUGUUGCAGUAGCCUUAUCAGCUAGCGCCGCGACAACAGCCGAGGUUGGUGCAGGUGCGGUUGAUGCUCAUGGAGCCGUAGCAUUGUGUGUGCCAGGUCCCGCUGCAGUGGCAGGACUAACUGCUGCCGCAGUUGGUGUUGCCGUCAUUGGUGGCGUCACAGCAGAUAAAGGGGCAGACAAGGAUGCUCCAACUACUGUUGAUAACUUGGGAGAUGAUUUCUAUAAAAUCUUGCUGCAAGAUGAACCCUACAAGUCAACCACUGUCAAAUCUAUACUUAAAUCCUACCAUUGGGCACCACUCACUAUAGCACAAGAUAGUUAUAUGUUGAGUUUCCUACUUCUACUAUCAUAGUAUAGGUUGAGGAUUGUCUCCGUCAUUGAACCAGGCCAACCCGAGAUUAAGAACUAUAUUACUCAGUCCGUCGUUGUUCAAGGUCUUGAAGGAUGCAAAGGAAGGGACUGGUUUGAUUGCAUUGCUACCCUGCCUAUCUCUGAUAUGGGACUUCCAUUCAUGUCUAUUGAUGAGGUUAUUACCAUCCAAAGCAAUGAACUGAUUCUGGAAGCUUUCAAACAAAUGAAGGACAAUCUAAUUGGUGGCCUCCAAGUUGUGCCAAAGAAGAUAGUUGGGAAUUUGAGCAUAAGAGACAUCUGAUACUUGCUGCUGAAACCUAAUCUCUUCUCCAACUUUAGGUAUGAAACGCAAAACUUGGCUGAGCUCAAACGAUUUCUCUUUGAGAAAAAUAUUAAUGAAGAACUAAUGAAGUUUUUGAAAAUAGUAGCUAAAUGCCUUCACUUGUGGCUGAAGAAUAAAGAAGACACUCACUGUUGGGGAUUCAUGAAUACCAUAAUCUUUGCCACCGAAGAAACUGGAAGAUUAGUGCCAGCUAUUAUUGAUUCGACUCUUUGUUCUGUAAUCCAUUAACUUACUUCCAAAUUGGUUCAUAGAAUAUAUGUGGUAACUGGUGAUGACGAGAAUGUUGGCGUUGUUACACUCAGGGAUGUAAUUUCUUGCUUUACUCAUGAACCCCCCAACCAUUUUGAUAACUACUUUGGAUUCGAGAUGAAAGAGAUGUUGAACCAGUAAAACUUUGCAUUUCUGGUCACUAAAAAAAUAAUUUAAGGAUUUGAAUAUUACCAAAAGUUGGUAUGUUGCCCAUGGAACGAUGAACUUGCAGUUAUUUUUAUCUGUACUUGUGUACUCUUGUCAAUUCACUUCUAAUAUACUAAAGCCAGAGAACUUUCUGUA
This is a messenger RNA of Humulus lupulus (European hop), 1995 nucleotides long. RefSeq names its product SNF1-related protein kinase regulatory subunit gamma-1-like. Lineage: Eukaryota; Viridiplantae; Streptophyta; Magnoliopsida; Rosales; Cannabaceae. The record is from RefSeq and is a predicted model, not a curated record.